Molecule: messenger RNA, 1680 nt
Organism: Fonsecaea erecta
Lineage: Eukaryota; Fungi; Ascomycota; Eurotiomycetes; Chaetothyriales; Herpotrichiellaceae
Exons: 6
Coding region: 1-1680 (559 amino acids)
Biological process (GO): amino acid transmembrane transport
Cellular component (GO): membrane
Molecular function (GO): amino acid transmembrane transporter activity
Source: RefSeq, a predicted model, not a curated record
AUGGCCAGCAACACCUACUCAGAGAAGAUUCCAGGGGAGACAAAAGCGCCGCCCAAGGUCGCCCACGACUCCGACGACGGCGUCUUUCAUGGUGCCAAAGAUGGCCACCAUGAUGUCGAAGAGGGAACUCAUCACCAAGCGAAGCUCAGCCGUGGCUUGCAGGGUCGACAUAUGCAGAUGAUUGCAAUCGGAGGGUCCAUUGGUGCUGGUCUCUUCGUCGGCUCCGGCUCUGCGUUGCAAUCUGGUGGUCCAGCGUCCUUGGUUAUCGGAUUCAUCAUCAUCGGUAUCAUGUUGCUUUGCACGGUGCAAGCUCUCGGUGAACUAGCGGUCUUGUACCCGGUCAAUGGAGCCUUUUACGUGUACGGGGUGCGAUUUAUCGACCCUGCCUGGGGUUUUGCGAUGGGAUGGCAAUACGCUAUUGGCUGGCUGGUCACGCUACCGUUCGAGAUCACUGCUGCAGGCAUCACCAUCGACUACUGGCACCAUUAUAACAUUGGCAUUUGGAUCGCCGUGUUUCUCACCACCCUGAUCAUCGUGCAAUUCUUUGGUGUCAAGGGUUACGGAGAAGUCGAAUUUGUGCUUGGUGUCAUCAAGAUCAUCGCUGUUCUCGGCUUCAUCAUCUUCGGCAUCAUCGUUGACUGCGGCGGUGUCCCGAGCGACGACCGCGGAUACAUCGGCUUCAGAUAUUGGAAUGACGCCGAGCAUGGCAACAAGGCUUUCCGCCACGGUUUCAAGGGUUUCUGCUCUGUCUUCGUCACUGCCGCCUUUGCCUUUGGAGGGACCGAACUUGUUGGUCUGGCGGCCGCCGAGGCUGCCAAUCCCAGGAAAUCCCUCCCCAAGGCCACCAAACAGGUCUUCUGGCGCAUUGCCGGCUUCUACGUGGUCUCGCUGCUCAUCAUGGGAAUCAUCGUGCCCAAUAGCUCUCCUGACCUCCUCAACUCGUCCGGUGCCAACACCAAAGCCUCCCCCUUCGUGCUUGCCAUCAAGUACGCGGGCGUCAAGGGCCUGCCGUCGGUGUUCAACGCCGUCAUCACCAUCUCCGUCAUGUCGGUCGCCAACUCGUGCACGUACGGCUCCACCCGCACCAUGCAGGCCCUGGCUCAGGGCGGCAUGGCGCCCAAGUUCCUGGCGUGGAUCGACAAGAAAGGCCGUCCCGUGUGGCCGGUUGUCAUCCAGAUGGCAUUUGGCUUGCUGGCGUUCAUCAACGAGGCGGCCACCGGCGCGACGGUGUUCAACUGGCUGCUCGCGCUCACGGGCUUGUCGUCGUUCUUCGUGUGGGGCUCCAUCUGCUACAGCCACAUCCGGUUCCGCGCGGGCUGGAAGGCGGCCGGCCGCUCGCUGGACGACCUGCCGUUCCGGUCGCAGCUGGGCGUCUACGGGUCGUGGGUCGGGGUGUUUCUGGUGGUGCUGUGCAUGGCCGCGACCUUCUACGUCGACCUGUUCCCACUCGGCGGCGACCCGGACCCCGAGGUGUUCUUCGAGGGCUACAUCGCCCUCCCGAUCGCCCUGGCGCUGUUCGCUUUCUGGAAGCUGUGGACCCGCGACUGGGGCCUCAUGGUGAAAGUGCGCGACAUGGACCUCGAUUCUGGAAGGAGGGAGUUUGAGGACAUCCCUGGCGACGAUGACGAGCCGGAGAGGAAGAUGAGCGUGGGUCGGAGGUUGAGCCGGGCGGUCUUCUAA